CUGAAAGCGAACUGUAUGAAGAAACAACCUCGAAUCAAUUCCCUAUAAAUUUCUGUUACUCGCAGCUAUAACAGCCGCAUCUCUCUCUCUCUCUCUCUGCUUAAAACUCACAGAAAUGGUAUCGAAGAACCCGAACCCCUCAGAGGGAUUCUACCUCGAUCCCAGUGCGCUCCCCAGCCUCGUUCCGUUGGCCGCAACCACGGGGGCGUCCACCGCCAACUCGGCGGAGGACCCCGCCAAGAAGACGCGGAAGCCAUACACUAUAACUAAAUCUAGAGAGAGCUGGACCGAACCCGAGCACGACAAGUUCCUCGAAGCUCUUCAACUGUUUGACCGUGACUGGAAAAAGAUUGAAGCAUUUGUUGGAUCGAAGACAGUUAUCCAGAUACGUAGCCAUGCACAGAAAUACUUUCUAAAAGUUCAGAAGAGCGGGACAAGUGAACAUCUUCCUCCACCCAGACCAAAACGAAAAGCCGCUCAUCCAUAUCCUCAGAAAGCUUCUAAAAAUGCACCAGUACUCGCGCAAGUAUCUGGAUCAUUUCAGUCUUCAUCUGCUUUGCUUGAAUGUGGACAUGUCCUGCAGCCUGAUUCUUCAGCAAUGCUUAAAACACCUAUUGUUAGCGCUGCGGUGUCUUCCUGGUCAAACAACACCCUGCAGCAAAAAGCCAAUGCAUUGCAUGGGCAAAAAGUAAAUAACUGUUGUAGUAGCAGCGAAAGCACUCCCAGAGCACAAGCACCUGGUGAAUCUAAUGUUCAAGGGAACAAUAGCCAUCCUUUGAGAGUUCUUCCGGAUUUCACUCAAGUGUACCGCUUCAUUGGCAGUGUAUUUGACCCAAGCAUAACUGGGCAUCUACAGAAACUAAAAAGGAUGGAUCCUAUAGAUGUUGAAACGGUGCUACUACUGAUGAGAAAUCUGUCUAUCAAUUUAAGGAGCCCAGAUUUUGAGGAUCAUAAACUUGAACGACUACUAUGGUUGACAUCAAAUUGCAUGCUCAAGGAUAGAAGGAAUAAUGAGAUUCAUAUAUGUUCAUGCAGAGAAGGUUGCUUGCCUCGUAUGAGGUGGAACUCGAAACAGACAGCUACAUCAAUGCAGAUAGACCUAUGACUGGUGGGCAGUUGAAGACAGCUACUUAGAUGCGGCAGAGGCAGAAAAUGACUUCAUUUUUCACAAAUUAGAUGUUGUCAUUGAUUAGGAUUUUGCGUGAUGAGAUGAAGAUGCCACGGAAGGGCAGCAAGCUGAGAGGUUCCAGACUAAGCAAGGGUUUCAAUUCCCCGCAUUCAUUUAGAUCAUGUAUAUAUCAAUCAACUUGUUAGAAAAGAAUACAAUAAAGCCCCUAUGUAUAGCUUUCCUAGUUCUGUGUAUGUAUGUACAGGACCGAAUAUGUGUUUCAGACUUUUUGGUUUAAUUCUAGCAACUAGCAAGGCAGUUUUUAGGCAGCACAAAAGUGUAGACAUUGGCAGUAUAAAAUUUUUGAUCUGGCUUAUAAAUAAUGGAAGGCCAUCGGGCCUGGUUUACUU
Messenger RNA from Arachis ipaensis, 1518 nucleotides. Its product is annotated as protein REVEILLE 6. NCBI's taxonomy places the organism in Eukaryota, Viridiplantae, Streptophyta, Magnoliopsida, Fabales, Fabaceae. Gene Ontology annotation, molecular function: DNA binding. The record is from RefSeq and is a predicted model, not a curated record.